This is a messenger RNA of Stomoxys calcitrans (stable fly), 482 nucleotides long. RefSeq lists its product as uncharacterized. Gene Ontology annotation, molecular function: chitin binding. The coding region runs from base 63 to 338 and encodes 91 amino acids. Lineage: Eukaryota; Metazoa; Arthropoda; Insecta; Diptera; Muscidae. The record is from RefSeq and is a predicted model, not a curated record. The transcript has 2 exons.
UAUCAGCAGAUGUCAGUAGCAACAGUAGAACAUUGCACACAACAAUCAACAUUCUAGAAAAAAUGAAAAAAAUAUUUUUGGCAACUAUUGCCCUAUUAUCUCUGGCGGCAUAUAUCCAGACAGCAACUAUUGUCGAUGAUGGCAAGCCUGAAUGUGAUAGCCUUGAAAAAAUGAACACCACAUUCUUCCGCAAUUUAUUCGAUUCCACAGCCUAUUGGAUAUGUGUCGAGUUGUAUGAACCAGCGGUCAUGCAAAGAUGUCCCGAUCAAACGGCUUUCUUGGAUAGCGUCAAGUCGUGUGUACAGUGGGACGAUUGGGAAUGGGAAGAUAUUGUCUAGAUGUCACAUCUAUACAAAAUUGAAAGGAUAUCUUAAUGGCAUUUUUUAAGAGUACAUUGAAAAUAUUCUACUCCCGAUAACUUGGCAAAAUAAAGAAAUGCCUAAUAAAAAAAAAUAAACAUAAUAGGAACUAUCACUAGAAAA